AUGCCACCACGAAAACCACAACAUGGCUUCCGUCGUGGAGGAAAGCAAGCAUAUCAUGGACCUCGAAAAGCCAAAACUUUUGAAAAAUCAUCUGGAAGAAAUGAAGGUACCUCAUUGGAGGAAAAGAUGGAAGCUGUCAAACUAGGCCAUUCAAUAGAUGAAGCAAUGGGAUUUCCGCGGCAUGAGUCUGGCAAGAAGAAGAUUGGAUGGUUGGUAAACAUAAAGGCUACGACGAUCGAGGAUGAAAAGCAUUUAGAAGGUCGGGCUGGAGUAGACUGUUACUUUAUCGAGGACGAUGGAGGCACUUUUAAAGCGACGGUAGAAUAUGAACCCUAUUUCCUGGUCGCGGUCAAAAGAGGAUACGAACCAGAAGCCGAGGAAUGGCUUAAGAGAGCGCCAGGAGGAGGUGUUUUGAAGAGUAUAAAAAGAGUGGAAAAAGAGGAUUUGUCAAUGCCAAAUCAUUUACUGGGUUACAGGAGGAGUUUCUUUGAGUGCAGGUUUAGGAAUGUGUCGGACCUGUUAGCGGCUAGGAAGGACAUUAUGCCCGUGGCAGAGAAGAAUAAGAAGAACAUGAAUGCAAUGGAUACGUAUGCGGAGGUUGCUAGUGCAAAUGCUGGAUUUGAUCUUUUUGACGACUCACGAGAUGAUGAUAAACGACUUAAUGUUUCUAUUGCGGAGGGUAGCGAUUUCAUUGUAGAUAUUAGGGAAUGGGAUGUACCAUACCAUGUACGAGUAAUGAUAGAUCAAGAUAUACGAACGGGAAAAUGGUAUUCGGUAGAAGCAAAACAUGGUACAACGACGCUGAAAUGCCUGGAAGAUCGUUUGGCCAGAGCCGAUCCGGUAGUUAUGGCAUACGAUAUCGAAACGACCAAAUUACCCUUAAAAUUCCCAGACGCUACAAUCGAUCAGAUUAUGAUGAUAUCGUACAUGAUAGAUGGCCAAGGAUUUUUGAUUACGAAUCGAGAGAUUGUUUCUGAAGAUAUUGAGGACUUCGAAUAUACGCCGAAACCUGAAUACGAUGGGCCAUUUAUGAUUUUUAAUGAACCGGACGAGAAGGCUGUUAUCGAGCGUUUUUUCCUACACAUCAAAGAAGCACGACCUACAGUUAUAGCGACAUACAACGGAGACUUUUUCGAUUGGCCGUUUGUUGACGCACGAGCUAGUGUUAAUGGUAUCGAUAUGUACCGGGAGAUUGGAUGGCGCAGGAGUCAAAGCGAGGAUCAGUACAUUUGUGAUUACAGUGCUCACAUGGACUGUUUCCACUGGGUUAAUCGUGACAGUUACCUGCCUCAAGGAAGUAGAGGUUUAAAAGCGGUGACAACAGCAAAGCUAGGUUACGAUCCAGACGAGAUCGACCCAGAAUUGAUGUUGAGAUAUGCCAGCGAGAAACCUCAAACUCUUGCAGAGUAUUCCGUCUCUGAUGCUGUAGCAACAUACUAUUUAUACAUGAAAUACGUACAUCCUUUCAUUUUCUCUCUAUGUACUAUUAUUCCUCUAGGACCAGAUGCGGUUUUGCGAAAAGGGACAGGAACCCUUUGCGAGAUGUUACUCAUGGUACAGGCUUACCAAAAAGAGAUCGUACUUCCGAAUAAACAUGUAACACCAAAAGAAUCCUUCUGGGAAGGUCAUUUGCUGGAGUCGGAAACCUAUGUUGGUGGGCAUGUGGAGAGUAUUGAAGCAGGAGUUUUCCGAGCCGAUAUACCCGUUAAUUUUGCUGUCGACACGACUGCUAUCGAUGAACUUCUCGAGGACUUGGAUUCUGCGCUGAAAUUCAGUAUCACGGUUGAAGAGAAGAAAUCACUGGAUGAUAUCGAAAAUUAUGAGGAAGUCAAACAACAAAUUGCAGAUCGCCUGAAUAGUCUCAAGAAAACCGCGAAUCGAAGCGAAAAACCCCUGAUUUACCAUUUGGAUGUCGCUUCUAUGUACCCAAAUAUUAUGACGACAAAUCGUCUUCAACCCGACUCCAUGAUCCAAGAAUCAGAUUGUGCGGCGUGUGACUUUAAUCGACCUGGUAAAACUUGCGAUAGGAGAAUGCCUUGGGCAUGGAGAGGCGAGUAUCUUCCAGCGAAGAGGGACGAAUAUAAUAUGAUCAGGCAUUCGCUUGAGAAUGAAAGGUUUCCAGGAAAAUAUCCCAAACAACCAAUGAGGUCAUUUCAAGACCUUUCUUACGAAGAGCAGGCUGCGCUGAUUCGGAAGCGCUUGCAAACAUAUAGUCAGAAAAUUUACCACAAGAUUCACGACCAAACCACCAUCGAGCGAGAAGCAAUCAUUUGUCAGCGAGAGAACCCAUUUUAUAUUGACACUGUAAAGGACUUCAGAGAUCGUCGAUAUGAUUACAAGGGUAAGCAGAAAGUCUGGAAAGGCAAAACUGAUGCUCUCAAGUCAGCAGGUGCUCCAGCUGCUGAAGUCGAAGAUGCGAAGAAGAUGAUUGUUUUGUUCGACUCUCUACAAUUGGCUCACAAAGUGAUUUUGAACUCCUUUUAUGGUUAUGUCAUGAGAAAAGGUUCGCGAUGGUAUUCUAUGGAGAUGGCCGGUGUCACUUGUUUGACUGGAGCUCACAUCAUUCAAAUGGCUCGUCAACUAGUUGAACGAAUUGGACGGCCUCUAGAGCUAGAUACUGAUGGUAUUUGGUGUAUGCUUCCGGCGACAUUUCCGGAGAACUAUGCUUUUAAGAUGAAGAACGGAAAGAAGCUGGCUAUCUCGUACCCUUGUGUGAUGUUGAAUCAUCUUGUCCAUGACAAAUUCACAAACCACCAAUACCAAACUCUCACUGAUCCAAAAACCUUCAAGUACGAGACGCAUAGCGAUAAUUCCAUCUUCUUCGAAGUCGAUGGUCCUUAUCGUGCUAUGAUUCUCCCUACUUCCAAGGAAGAGGACAAGAAUUUAAAGAAACGUUAUGCUGUGUUUAAUGAUGACGGAAGUCUAGCAGAACUCAAAGGAUUCGAGGUGAAGCGAAGAGGAGAACUGAAGCUCAUUAAGAUUUUCCAACAACAAAUCUUCAAAUUCUUUUUGGAGGGUACAACUCUUGAAGAGACUUAUCAAGCAGUGGCAAAAGUCGCGAAUCAAUGGCUUGAUGUUUUAGAUUCGAAAGGAAGGACCCUCGCCGACGCAGAACUUAUCGACCUUAUUUGCGAGAACAGAAGUAUGUCAAAGAGUUUGGAGGAAUAUGGCACACAAAAAUCAACUUCAAUCACCACUGCAAAGCGCUUGGCGGAGUUUUUGGGUGAACAAAUGGUGAAAGAUAAAGGCUUGAAUUGCAAGUACAUUAUUUGCGCCAAACCAAAACAUGCACCGGUGACAGAACGAGCUGUUCCGGUAGCUAUCUUCUCAUCGGAUAUCUCAGUAAAGCGUCACUUUCUGCGCAAAUGGCUGAAGGAGGAUCCUACAGACAUGGAUCCAAGAGCGCUCUUAGAUUGGGAUUAUUACUCUGAACGUCUUGGGUCUGUCAUCCAGAAACUCAUUACCAUUCCUGCAGCUCUUCAAAAAUGUUCAAAUCCAGUGCCCAGGGUAGCACAUCCGGAUUGGCUACAGAGAAGAAUCCGGAUCAAGGAUGACAAGAUGAAGCAAAAGAAAAUGACCGACAUGUUUACUAAAACUCCCCUUGAAGACAUCUCAAACCUGCAAGAUCCAAGAAUGGCCGACAUGGAGGACUUUGGAACGCAACUUUUGAAACCUAAGACUCUAGGCUCUCAGCUAAAUGCAGCCUCACAGAAACCCAUGAAAAGAAAGUCUCCAGAACCUGCGGUAGCAGUCUCCAUAAAUCCAUUUGCAGCACUUCCGGACAAGAUGCCUUCACCAAGCGAAGACUAUGAAGGAUUCUUGGAGUAUCAAAAACAAAAAUGGAAGAUUCAGAAACAGGCAAGAAUACGACGUCGACAUCUUUUCGGUGAGAAUCGUGGCGCCCAAAGCAACAUUGCGACUACUUUCCAGAAUCAAGCCGAACAGCUAUUCAAGAGUACUUGGCAGGUUUUACAAUUGAGAGGCACUGAAAGUCCAGGUAUCGUUCUUGCGUUCGUUCUUAUUGACUCGAAAGUACAUACGUUGAAAGUCAAGGUUCCGAGAACAGUUUUCCUCAAUUUGAAAGGUAAGGAAUUACCAGAUAUUGAGAUUGAUGGCUGCGAGGCUGAGAAGGUCACUCAUACAUUGCCGAACGGACAUCCAUCAGUCCAUUUGUUCAAACUCACAAUGUCUGAAGAUGUCUAUGUAAACGAAGCGCAAAAAAUAUCUUUACUUUUCAAUCAUCCGAGUGUGGAAGGUGUUUACGAAAAGCAAGUUCCACUAAACGUUCGUGCUGUUCUUCAAUUGGGAAGUUUGUGUACAUUUGAUGAGACUCAGCCUGGUGUUUUAGGGAGAGGUCUUGAGCAAGGCUUCGAUUUAUCUGGACUCCGUCGCGCGUCGCCGAAAAAUCCAUAUCUUUCAAAUUCGUCGAUGGAAUACCUCUUCCUUUACCAUGUUAUUGCCGGUGAUAGACAAGUCUUUGCACUCUUCUCGACUUCAAAAGAACAGGCACAUGUUGUCAUUCUCCAGAAGACCAAGGUUGCCGAACAAGAUCUUCCUAACAUCGCGAAAACUUACGCGGAUGCCAUUGCCAAACGUCAUCAAGAUGCGAAGGGAGAAGUUUGGCAAAAUUGCUUCGAGUAUCAAGAAACGAUACAGUUCAAGAUCAGCCAAGUCACAACAAGAAGAAAAGCAUUGCUUGAAGUUGGUGACCUUGUCAAGAAAAUGAAGAAUGAUGAGUCCAAGCCACUCAUGCUCGUUGUCCAAUCUCCACAGAGGAGAUUGCUGGUACAUGAUGUGCCCAUUUUAGGAGACUUGCCAAUACUUCCUCUGAAAUCGGACGUUCAAGAUAGUAAACUCCCUCCACUAAACUGGCAAUCUGUCAUAGCAAAGCGCUUGGUCAGUCAUUACUUAAACCUCGGGGAAUGGGUCAUUCAUUUGACUGAGCUCGCGAGAUAUGGAGAUGUUCCACUUUGCAACCUGGAAAGAGACGACCCUCGUUUCUUGAUCGAUGUGGCUUAUGCGAGAAGACUACAAAGGAGUAAUGUUGUUUUGUGGUGGUCUGGUGGUCCAAAGCCAGAUCAUGCCGGAUAUGAACUCGAUGAUGUUCUUGGUGGUCUUGACACUGUACAAAUGCCGUCGGUCAAUAACCCGGGUACUUAUCCAUCAGUUUGUAUUGAGCUUGAUGUCAGAAAUUUGGCUAUCAAUACCAUCUUGACGUCAUCUCUGAUCAAUGAGCUUGAAGGAAGCGACUCGAUAUCUUUCAAUCCUGCCGCGCCAUCAGACGAUGCUCCUAGUGAUGGUACCAAUGUUCUUUAUGCCGAGAAUGCUUUUGCCACUGCCGGUGUUACAGUCCUCAGAGAGAUGGUCAAAGCUUGGUGGACUGAAGCUUGCAGAGGUAGUAGUAUGGCGGAUAUUAUGGUGCAGCAUCUUGUCCGCUGGGUUGAGAAUCCGGAUUCGUUUCUCUACGAUCGUUCACUACAUUACUACGUACAAAUGAUGUCUCGAAAGGCUUUCCAACAACUCAUGACCGAUUUCAGGCGAGUCGGAUCUCACGUCGUAUUCGCGAACUCAAAUCGACUUCUACUACAGACCACCAAAGCUGAAGUCGGCAAUGCAUAUGCAUACAGUCAAUAUAUCCUUAAAUCAAUCAAGGCAAAGCCACUUUUCCAUUUCUUAGACCUCGAGAUCAAAGAGUAUUGGGAUUAUCUAGUUUGGUACGAUGAAUUCAACUACGGCGGUAAAGGCUGCUCAGAAGUCGUCGAAGCUGAAAACCAAUCGCUGGAUAACAUCAUGCAUUGGCAACUGAGCAAUUUCCUCCCGGACAAACUCCAACAGAUCUUCAAUGACUGGGUUUUAGAGUUUAUUGAUAUAAUGCAUGGCCUCAAGAAACCACGUGUUGGCAUUGAUUCUACCCCUCGCGCCACUCAAAUUCCAGUUCGAAAUCUAGGAGACGACAAGGAGGAUAAAAUUAUUCUUGGAAAAAGUUUCGAAAAACCACUCAAGAAACAGAUUGCCGGUAUUAUUCGCAGGCAAAAAGAUGAAAUGCUCCAUCCCGAACUCGCGGAAGAUUACAAAUUUCCCGUUCUCCCUGGUUCGCAUCUCAAACCCACAAACCCAGCGCUAGAACUCGUAAAGAGUCUUAUGCAAGUUCUUUCUCUCGACAAAAACAUCACACUCGAAGCUCGUCUCCUACGAAAAGAACUCCUAGAAAUGUUUGAAAUCCGCGAAUUUUCCAACGCUGCUAAAUUUCAAAAUCCUUCCACUUCUGCUAAACUCUUCAGCGUAGUCUGCGAUUCUUGUACCACGUCAAGAGAUAUGGAUUUUUGUCGUGAUGAAGAUUUACUUCCAAAUAGUGAAGGAAGUUGGAGCUGGAAAUGUCUAUUCUGUAAUGGAGAGUUUGAACAUCUAGGCAUUGAAGAGAGGAUUAUUGGGGAGGUCAUGGGAUGCGUGGGGGAAUGGGCGGGCCAAGAUUUGAAAUGUGUUAGGUGUAAAGGAUUGAAGGUUAAUGAUUUGAGACAGGGUUGUGGGUGCGGUGGGGAGUGGGGGGAAAGUGUAGAUAGAGGGGAUGUGAAAAUGAAGGUUGAAGGGUGGGGGAGAGUGGCGAGGUCUUAUGGAUUAAGAAUGCUGGGGGCGGUUGUUGAGGAGGUUUUGGGGGGUCUGUAG
Molecule: messenger RNA, 6663 nt
Organism: Botrytis fragariae
Lineage: Eukaryota; Fungi; Ascomycota; Leotiomycetes; Helotiales; Sclerotiniaceae
Product: putative dna polymerase epsilon protein
Exons: 3
Coding region: 1-6663 (2220 amino acids)
Biological process (GO): base-excision repair, gap-filling; leading strand elongation; DNA replication proofreading
Cellular component (GO): epsilon DNA polymerase complex; nucleus
Molecular function (GO): DNA binding; zinc ion binding; nucleotide binding
Source: RefSeq, a predicted model, not a curated record